Chara braunii is the source of this 2359-nucleotide messenger RNA. The record is from the annotation of a GenBank genome assembly. Lineage: Eukaryota; Viridiplantae; Streptophyta; Charophyceae; Charales; Characeae.
GGAGUACGUUUUGGACGCGACUUUGUUGACCGUGUGUGCGAGUUGACAAUAGGAGAUCGGCGCGACUAUGACCGAGGCAGGAGAUCUGGUAGCGAGGACAGAUUGCAAUGAGAGGGGGCAUUAUGCCAACCAGUGCCCUAGCCGUUGGCGUGCUCCUGAGACGAAGGCCUCCACCUCAUAUGACGUGAACCGGGGUCGAUCGGCGUUCCCGAGGAAAGUUGCGGCGGCUACUGCUACUGUGGCACCGGAAGACUUGCGUCGUCAGAUUGAGGAACUAAACAAGAGUCUGGCGUCGGUGUCCGAGUUCGUUUUGGCAGAAACGACAAAGAAGGCCGAAGACGAACGUUUACGCAUCGAAGCCGAGGAAGAACCCGAGAGACUGAAGGCGGAGCAGAAGGCUCGUGAGAAGAAGGAACAGAAGCGCAUCGAGAAGCAGACGAGGGAAGCGCAACGUGCUGCAGAGAUCGAUAAGAAGGUGGAGCUCCAAUUGGCGAUCAAGACUGGCGACUUUUUGAAUCGUAUGGAGGCUAGUUUGGGCGCAGUGUUAGAAUUCGCUCAGAAAGUCAAACCAGUAAAACAGAAGGUGCAUAUACCAUCCGAUUCCGGUGAUGAGAGUUAUGAAAGCGGCACGGAGGACAUUCGAGCAAAAACCAAGAAGUUGACGAUUCAUGAGAAAAGGAAGAGGGGGCCUGAGGUGGUGUUCGAAGACAGUCCACCGAUGGUCACCUCAGCCAAGCGGACACCGCGACGAUCCGAGCAGAAAAAGAAGGACACCAACACACCUGUUCGAAUUACCCGCUCAAUAGCCAAGCUGAAGACGAAGUUAUCACCGUUGAUUGACAAGUUCAAGAAGAUACCAGGGCAGCCUAGCACCGUUGAGAAGCUACGAUAUCGUAACCAACAAAUGAAAGACUUACGUUCACUGGAUGCGUUGGAGCUGCAGGGAAUCUGCAAGGACGAACGGGUGGCGUAUGUCGGGAAGAUUGAUGCGAUAUUCGAUAUCGCUAGCCAUCGUACUCGAUUGCACUUCGGUGAGAUCGAGGCGAUCGAGCCGGUCCUGAAUUUGGCGGAGUCUCUCAACGCGAAACCGGCGGGUGGUCAACAGCAGUUGACCUGCAAGACGUUAGGUGGUAAUACGUGGGUGGGAGGAUGGAAGAAGCUAAGGAAGAGUUUUGGAGAAUCGACGAUAAGGGAGGGUAAAACUGAAUUUCUACUCAAAGCCGGUAAGAAGCGUUUCAAAAACGGGGGCACCUUCGUGUUUGUGCACAUGCGGAAAUGGAAGCCGAAGGCUAGAAUCCUAAAAGCUAUCCUGGUCGGUAUUUUGAGGAAUCCGAAAAAGAUUUCGGAAGUCUAUAGAUGGGGAUUGAAAUCGCUCAUGAAUCUGUAUAAUGUGAUAAAGGAUUUCAGUAAGAAAUCUACUCGGAAGUACCUCAGGCGGUUGAUAUCUCGAGUGGUCCAUGAUUCGUUUGGUUUCAGUCUGUCUGCCGAUCUCGUUAUUCGCGUGAAGUUUGAUGACCGCAUUAGAUUAGUAGAGCUAAGGAAAUUAAUGAACGAUGGUAUUAUGGCAUGCGAGUUACAUGUCUGCAUUCGGAAUCGGGCAAUGAAGAAGGUACGGAUCGUCUGGGUGGAGAACCCUUCGAUCGGUCAUACCCUUCAUAAUCAACGGGCUUUUGCGUCCCGCGAUACUGCCACCUGCGUCUGUGCAGGGUCGCCCCAUCCGAAAGAGGAUGGGCACGUCUGCUUUCGUUUGUGCGACGAUGAUACUCGAUACGAAAGAUUGUCGAACACUAAUGACAUUCCCCGUCUUGACAUCCCGAACCGGAUAUCUCUGCUGCGACAGGAAGUGGUAUUUGGGUUCUCGAACUGGUACAAUCUGAAGGGGUUUGUACCUGACUUCAGCCGUUUUGAUUUUCAAGUUUGCUUUGGUGAGAAGGACGACUCCUCUGAUAGGAUCUCGGUGGAGGAAGUCAACACCGUGAAGAGAGAGUGCGAUGGGAUGGUUCUCACCCCUUUGGAUCGUAACGCUGGGGAGACACUUGUUAUAUGUCCUUUCGUGUAUUAUAGGGCGAUGAUAGAUUCUUUCGUUACGAAUGUUGGUUACAGGAUUGUCAAAGACCAGGAGAGGGAGGUUUUGGCGAUGGUCAAAAUGGAAGUUCGUGAGGAGGGUUUGACGAAGUUUGCCCGUUGGGACGAAUGGGGAGCUAUGGAGCCUCCUAUGUACUCCCGAAACAUAAAGACACAAGUCGGUUUCGACCCAUAUGCCCCACCUUCAAGGGGCCUAUGGUGAAGACUGGAUGAGUGGUGGCGAAGGCUUUGAAUCACUUAUUGUUCCAACUACCUGUUGACAGCCAUUUCAAUC